This is a messenger RNA of Trichomycterus rosablanca, 7335 nucleotides long. Its product is annotated as centrosome-associated protein CEP250. The record is from RefSeq and is a predicted model, not a curated record. The transcript has 23 exons. Lineage: Eukaryota; Metazoa; Chordata; Actinopteri; Siluriformes; Trichomycteridae. Bases 57 to 6653 code for a protein of 2198 amino acids.
UUGUUUAUUUAUUUAUAUAUUACUGGGGUGACUGCUAAGUUUAAAGCAGGGUUAAAAUGGACUCUGAACUGCUGAUUGGCUGGGAAGCAGAAAGGGUGGAGUUGAGGGCAGAGUUAUCGAGGCUGGAGGAGGAGCUUGCUGAGAGUAGGGCGGAAACAGACGAAUUUCGAUCCCGAACAAAUGCGCUUACUGAACGGCUUUCUCAGACUUUAAACACAUCAGUUCCUGUUGGGUGGGAGGUUGAGCAGAGAGAAUGGAGGAGAAAACUAAGAGAAGGAAAAGAGAGAGAAGCCCGGCAGGCUCUGCUCAUCCACAAACUGCAGCAAAAGGUGAUGGACUACAGGAGUCGUUGUGAGACUUUGCAGCAGCGGGCGAUGACAGAGGAAAAAGAAAUAAUGAUAAGAGAGAGACUAUUGCGAGAUGAACGCAGUGAUAAUCUGGAGACCUCUCUUAUCCGGCUGGAGGAAGAGCAACAAAGGAACGUAACAUUGGUGGAAGUCAACUCUCUAUUACGAAGUCAGCUUAGCCAAUCAGGAGAAGCCAAUCAAGCUCUGCAGGAAGACUUAAAGAAGCUGACGUCUGAUUGGUCCAGAGCAGUGGAGGAGGCAGACCAAAAAGAGAUGGAUUGGAAUAAGGAGAAGGAGGUUCUCACAGGCUAUUUAUCAGCAGAACAUUCAAGAUUAAUGUCGCUUUGGAGCGGGACGGUUGCUCUUAAACGCCAAUGUCAUGCUGUCAAAACUGCAACAGACAAGGACCUGUGGGAGAUAAGGGCGGAGUUCUCUCGUCUAUCGUCUACAUUUCUCUCCUUGAAUGUUCCUCCAGUUCCCCCUACUUCCACUCUUUCUGCUCCUGCACCUCCUCUCUCCUCUACUGUUGGACCGAUGACUAUAGAUGAGUUGGACCAUGAUAUUUACACCAAAAAGCUGACUGACAGGAUUGAUGAGUUGACAGUGAUGAUAAAAUCUCAGGAGUUUGAACGACAGAAACAUGAAGAGGAACUUGAUAGGAGGAACAGAGAAGAAGAAAGAGAGCAUGAGAAACUUCAGGAGAAACACAGAGCCAUGGAGAGAGACAUGGAAUCAGUUACACACGCUCUUAUGAAACUGCAGAGGGUUUUGAGCUCACAGAGGCUGGAAGGACACACCAGAUCCAGAGUUUUUUCAGCUCCUGGUGCUUUUACUGAUGAUUUGCACGCUCUACUGACCAUUAUCGCUCAGGCUGAGACUGCCAUCCAAUGGAAACACCAAGAACUGCAGGAAGCUGAGGGACAUUGGCACAGGUCAAGAGCGGAAGCAGAACUACUGCAGCAGCAAAUCAGAGAGCUUGAAAGCGAGAGGGUGGAUUUACAGAAACAAGCUGAUCAGGAAUUGUUGGAGCUGAAACGAAUACAGAGUCUGCUGAGCAGUGAAAAGGAAAUGGUUCUUAGUUUAAAGAAGCAACUGGAUGAAUCAGAGCAGCGAGGUGAAGAUCUGAAGAAAGAAAAUUCACGACUGAUACAGCUGAGAGAGAAAGAAGAGGAGCAGAGGAAUGAAUUGGAGAGAGAGAGACAGAGACGUGUGGAGGCAGAGCUUGUGGAAAGUGCCCAGUUGUGCGAGCGAGAGAGCCGGAGUCGUUUAGAGGUGCACAGCCUGCGGGGGGCACUGGAGCAAGAAAGACUGGAGAAAGCCAGAGCAGAAAAAGAGGCAGCGGACACCAGAGAAGCUUUGAUAAAGGCCCGGGAGUCUUUGCUGUCUCUUUCGUCCACACAUACUCUGCUGAAGAGAGAAGCUGCAGACACUCGGGAUUCUCUGGAGAAAAUGACCGCUUUAAAUGAGUCUUUGAUCCGGGAUAAAAGAGAGUGUAAUGCACAAAUUAUUAAGCUGGAGGAAGAAGCGGCUGAGUCUGAGGUGCAGCUUCAGCGUUUAAGAGCAGACCUAGCGUCUUUACACAGGGAGCUGAACACUGUCUCAGAAGAAAAUGCAGAGUUAAGGGCUUGUAGAGUUGUAGAUCUGGACUCACUUCAUCAGCUGAAAGAUGGGGAAAGAGAAAUGGAGAGAGAGCUGCACAUGCUAAGUGAGGAGAGAGAAAGUCUUACUGCUGCUUUUACCGAUGAGAAACAGAGAAAUCAACAGCUGUCUGAUCUGUACAGCAGUGUGUGUGAGGAGCUGCACACUGUGAGAACGAAGCUUGAUAAAGCAGUAGAGCAGAAGCAGAAAGAGGUGAGAAUGAUGCAAGAACUGCAGAGAGAAAAACAGAGACUGGAGAUUGUAGUGCUCACUACAGAGCAAGAACGAGAAGAAGUCAUACAGGACAGAGAUGAAAUCAGGAACCUGAGUGUGGCUCUGCAGCAGCAGCUUUGCUUGAGUAAAGAACAGAUUUCUGUACUGGAGGUUCAACACACACAAGUCCAAAUGCAGGUUCAUGCACUCCAGCAGGCCAAAGAUGUUAUACAAGGUGAGAUAAAGUGUCUUCAGUCUGAGCUGGAAAGAACCUCAAAUCUACUAGAGGAUGAGAAAUCAAGAGCUAGUGAAGAAAGGCUACUCUAUAAAAGAGACGUUGAAAGCUUUCAGUUAGAGAUUAAGAGGCUGAAGACAGAAGCUGAACAAAUGUCAGAAAGACAUAAAAUGCAAGAUGAUGAGAAAAGAGAAACAUGGCAGAGAGAACGGGAGUCUCUAAACCAGGAGCUGGGGCUGAAAGAUGGUGAAAUCAGGGCUCUCAGAAACAGGAUGGAUGGACUAGCCAAGGAAAAUGAAGAGCUGUCAAUCCUGAUGGGUGAAAAAAUUGCAGAUGUGGAGAGCCUGUCUUCCAAAGUCAGGAGUUUGGAGUCACAAAUCCGUGAGUCCAAGGAUGAAUUUGAGAAAUGUAAGGAACAUUUAAAGGACGUUCAGAAUGAGAAGGACAGACUUUUGGAACAAGUGACACAAGAACAAGAAGAUCUGAAUAACAAUGAAAGAGAGAAAUCAGAGCUUGUUGAUCUUUUGAGAGUAAGAGAUAAAGAGAUUAAAAACAGUCAUAAACACAUCCAGGAACUGACAGAAAAAGUGAAACUGCAGGAUGGACUGCUAGAAAAACUCAGACAGGAGCUGAGGAAUAAAGAGAUUGAAGCAGAUGCACAAGUGGAGGAAGUAGAGCGAAGCGCAAACAUGAGGGUGAUCGAGGAAAGAGAAAAAGAAAGAAAGCUACAGGAAGAGCUCACAAAGAAAGAAAUAGAAUUAGAUGGCCUCAGGUGCAACCUGGAAGAAUUGGUAAAAGAAAAGAACCACAUGGUGUAUCUGCUGCAGGAAAAAGAUAAUAAUCUGGAGAACCUGAAGCGAAUUGAUGCUGAGAUGAAAGAUCAGGUAGAGUGGUGGAAAAAGAAGACUGAAGACGUGGAGAUAGAAAAGGAAGUGCUUACAGAAAGGGUGGACAGCCUAGUUUCUGUCAAACAAGAGAGGGACAGCCUAGCUGAAUUGUUGCGAGAAGUAAAGGAAGAGAUAAACCAGCUAAAGGAAAGAGAUCAAAACAGGGUUCAAAAUCAAGAAAGAUUGAAGGAACAGCUCAGAGAACUAGAGACAGAGGUAGAAGAUUGCAGAAAUACAAUUGAGAAAUUAACACAAGAAAAAAUUGAGCAAGAACAGAAAUGCAAAAUGCAUCUGGAGCAAAUGGAGGAACGAGAGCAGAAGAUGAAGGUAGAGAUCAGUGAGCUGCAUGGAGUAAACAUGGACCUGAAAAGAAAGGUUCUACAGCAAGAAGAACAUCUUCAAACCCAAAUUAUUAUUUUUAAAGAGAAAAAGACAGAGUUAAACAGACUGAAAGAAACCUUUGAGCAACAAGACAGAGAUGUAAAGGAAGAACUGAGAAGAUUAAAGCAAGAGCUAAAAGACGCUGAGACAGACCAUGAGACAGAAAAAGCUCUCCGGGAAGACAGUGACCAUAGACUUCAGCUGGCAAGGACCAAAGCUGAUCAAGAGGAAGAAAAGGUAAAAGAGCUGGAAGAACUGAACAAAAGAUCGACCAAAGAUGCAGAGGUCUUAAGAGAAAAACUUGAUAGUAGGUCAAAAGAAUUGGAAGCAGAAGUUAGGAUGCUAAAUCUAAGAGAGGAGGACAUGGAGGAUGAAAAACGACAAUUAAAACAGUCUCUUGAAGAAGGAACAUGGAAGAGGGAGCAACUGCAAAAUGAACUAAAAAAACAUGUGGAAGAGAUCAAUCAUCUGAAAGAAAAAGAUCAAGAGAGGGUUCAAGAUAAAAAACAAAUUGGAGAACGUGUCAGAGGACUGGAGGGAGAGGUAGAAGAUUGCAGGAGCACGAUCGAGAGCACAGUCAAAGAGAAAAAUGAACUAGAGCAGAAAUGGAAAAUGUUGCAAGAGCAAUUGGAGGAACGAGAACAGAAGAUGAAGGUAGAGAUCAGUGAGCUGGCUGAACUGAACACUCAGAUUAAAAGAAAGGUGCUUGUGCAGGAAGAACAACUCCAGACUCAGACUAUUCUUCUGAAAGAGAAAGAGAUGGAGGUACAAAGACUGAAUGAAACAUUAGAACAAAACGACAAAGAGACAAAGGAGAACGUAAGAAGAAUUAAAGAAAUGCUGAAGGCUGAGAUCCAUGAAAAAGAGAGAACUCUCCAAAACGACUGUGAUCAAAGACUCCAACUGGCAAUGGCCAGAGUCGAUCAAGAGGAAGGAAAGGUAAAAGAACUGGAAGAUGAAAACAAAAAAUUGACAGAUGAGUUGAGAGGAAGACUUGAAGAGCAGUCAAGGGAAUUGGAAAGAAAAUCCAAGCUGUAUCAAGAAACCAGUGAAAAGGUCCAGUUGUUAAAACUGAGAUUGGAAAACAUGGAAGAGGAACAGCAGCAAUUAAAGAUGUCUCUUCAGGAAAGGAAGCAACAAAAAGAUCGACUGGAGAUGGAACUUAAAAAUAGCAGAGAAGAUGAAGCAAAGUCGAGAUCAGAGCUUAAACAACAAAUUCAAGGUCUGCAAAAUUAUCUAAAAAGGAAAGAAGGGGAAAUCAUUUUACUGAAUGAAAGAAUUGAUGGCAUCGUAAAGCAGAAUGAGCAGGAGCUGAAAGAAUUGAAGGAAAACAAUGAAGAGUUGGAAACAGAGGUAGCAAAGUUGAAAGAAGAAGUUAUGGUACUUUCUAUAAGCAAAGAGAAGACAAAAACUCUGGUAAAGGAGCGAGAUGAAGAGAAUAAAAAAAUAAAAGAAGGAUUGAAAGCUGGCUUGGAAGAGAUGGUCUGUUUAAAGGAGCUUCUAGAGGAGAGCCAUCGCGAAGGUGAAAUACUUAGAAAGAUCUUAGAGGAAAAGAAGAAUGAGAUGGUAAAGGGCAGACGGGAGGAAAUCCAAGCAGCUUGGAAAGAAGCAAACGAGCUACACCUCCGAGUUCAGAUCCUGCAAGUGGAAAAUGAAGAACUUAAAACACAGCUGCAGAUCCAGCUGCAAAAAGAGCAAACAGCAAUGCAGAAGAACCGUGAAAUUGAAGAGAAAUUGGAACUGAAUGUGCAGAACCUAAAAAAGCUAGAGGAAGAUCUAGAAGUAAAAAAUAAAAAACGUAUUAACAAGGAGCUGAGAGAAAAGGAGCAGGACAUUAACACCAUUGAAAGGACAAUAGACAAGGACAAGAGUAGCUUCAGACUUCUCCAAGAGGAACAUGUAGAAAAGAACCAUGAGAAUGAUGGAGUGAAUGCAGUGAUGAAGUUUGUUGAGAGUGUUAAGGAAAUCAGAUUUGCUACAGAAGAACACCACAAAAAGGAAUCAGAUAAAGUAGAUAAAGCCAAAAAGCUCUUAGAGGAACGUCUUGAUGAGGCAAAUAAUAAAACACAAGUUUUAAAAAGACAGACAGACAUAAACAAACCAGAAGAUCUGGAGAAAGUUAACAGACUUCUGAAUAUCCAGAAUCAUGAAAUGAGGGCUUAUCAAAGACAGACUCUAACAGAUGAGAUGGAUACAUCACAAGCAUCCGUUCUUCUCUGGAAAGACACCAGCAGACGUCUGACAGAGAAGGAAGUAGAAGUGUAUGGUUUGAGAGAGGAAGUAGUGGAGCUGGGAAAAGACAGAGACCGCUUUAAAUCAGCACUAGAGAAAAAUGAGGAGAUGCUAAUUCACUAUAAAGAGAAACUUCAGCAGCUGGAGAACCACAAAGUCAAGGAGGUGGAGAGCAAUCAUGUAGAGAUUUGGGAUACAGAUACACCUUUACAGAGGCGGGUGGUGACCCUGCAAAGAGCUGUAGCAGAGCUGGAGCUUCAGAUCAAGAAACUACAGCAGAGAAAUGAACGACUGGAACAGCGCAUUGACAAGUUGAGAGAACAGAAAAAGAACCUAAAGGACACAUUAAAACAGGUUGAAUUAGAGAGAGAGAAACUGAGACGGCAGCAUUCACCGUCAUCGCUGGAUGCUGGACUACAGGAUUUCAGUGGUCCAGCUGGAGCUGAUGAGCUGACGCGUUUGAGGGCUCAAGCAAGUGAGCUGACCGAACAGGUUCACCAUUUGCGUCUGAUGCUGGCUGCAGAUCAUCAGGAACGAGCUGACUUUAUUGAUCGCUCCAUGAGGAACAGUGAAUCACUGCAGACUCUCAGGCAGGACCUGAAUGACUCUCUGGAAUUGGUGUCUAGACAGCUUGUCCCUCCGGUUCUGAAGUCAGAAACACAAAGACUGGACAGAAGCAUUAGGGAGGAACAACUCAGGCUUUCUGUUAGCCAAAACUAAUAUGAGAGGAUUCUUAAAAAUGUAACUUUUUAAAAAAGGAGACAAGGUCAGUAUUGUUGUACAGAAAAUUGGGAUAUUUAGGUAAAUUUUGGACUCUGUGGCUGCUCCAGGCUUUAAAAGCAGAAAGGGGCAAAGGAAGGGCAUGCGUUCAUGUGUGUUUGAGGUGGGACUUUAUGUGAAACACUGGAUGAAGUGACGGCGUACAUUUGUUUAAUGGCUGAGCCCCAGCUUAACAGUUUUCAUAAUAACUACUGAAACCCCCUUUGUAAUGGGCAUUGCUAACAAGUAACCUGUACUGAACUUCUAUCAGAUACAUGUGUUAUAUGGCUUGGAUUUCUGGACCCAAUAUUCCAAUUUUUAUUUUAGAGAAAAGCAAUCCACUUUUAGUAAUUGAUUUUGGUACAUGGUUGUAUUUAUUCACUAUGUAUUUAUGAUACAUUUGUGUUUAUUGUUCUAAUUUUUAUUUACAACUGACUGUUUACAAGACAGCCCGGGUGGAUGUCGUGGUUGCAGUAAGGGUAGCGAGUGCAGGGAAUUUGAGAUGAUAUUCGCAUAACAGUAGUUGUAGAAAAAGAUGCUCCAUGCACAUUUUCAUUAGUCAGAAAUGCUGUGGUGUAGCUUGUGCCUGUCAGGAUGCCAAACCUUUAAAUUUAUAGCCCAAUUAAAGUCCAUUUCUUUUUAA